Numida meleagris (helmeted guineafowl) is the source of this 2225-nucleotide messenger RNA. It is a transcript of the gene TMEM186, whose product is annotated as transmembrane protein 186. The coding region runs from base 367 to 1311 and encodes 314 amino acids. The transcript has a single exon. The record is from RefSeq and is a predicted model, not a curated record. Lineage: Eukaryota; Metazoa; Chordata; Aves; Galliformes; Numididae. Gene Ontology annotation, cellular component: mitochondrion.
GUGUCCGCCCGCUUCAGGGCCCGGGGCUGUCGGGCGGGGCGCGGCGGUCGCCUCGGCGGGGAAGGGUGGAGGUGCGGCGCGCGGCCUUUCGCGGCCGGGGCGGCGGUGGGAGCGCCACGUGCCGCGCAGCGCCGGGGCCGGGAGGGUGCGGGGAGGGAAGGCCCGGGGGCGGCUGAGCCGCGAUGGCUGCUCCGGGCUCCGCGUGCGGCCGCCCUUGGGGCGCUGCUGCGAGGCCCCGCAGCGCUCGGUGUUCUGCUCCCGCCCCGCGGCGCCGUCCCCGUGGGCCGCGCUCCCGCCCUCCUUCCCUCGGGGCCGGGCGGCACGCUUCGCUCCGUUUUUCUGAAGUUGUCCUUCAUUGGUUAUUUAAUGCGUCGCUGCCUCGCAGCCCCGCGUUCCGUGCCGUGUAAGCACCGUGUAGCGGUGCGCUUUUCCUUUCUGCACACCCGAAAAAAAAAACCAAAAAAAACAACGUGCGGUGGAGACCGGGCUCCGGCGUCAGGUUCCGCCCCGGGAGCCUGCUCCAAGCCCGGCGCCGCGCUCCUCGUUGCCGGGGCGGGGCCGCGCUGCCCGCUGCGCUCCGUGUGCCCGCAGGUCCGGCUGUGCUGCGGUACGAGCGGCCGCGCGGCGCCGUCCCUGCGGAGCUGUGUGCACGGGGAGCCCUGGAGGAGGCCGUGGAAGAAGGAAGCUGCCGGCCCGCCCUGCUUGCGUGGUACAGCCGUGUGCUUACGGUCACCCAAUGGGCCUAUUCGCGGUGCUCGCACCGACGUGCCGUCGGGCCGCCUGCGCCUGUGGGCUCCGACUGCCGCGGUCCCGCAGAAGGUCGGAGAUGGGAGAAGUGAAGAGUUCAGCGUGGUGUACAGGUUCCCGGGCAUAAAGUACUGCCGGGUGCUGUCGAGGCUGAAGCUGCUGCAGACCGCGACGACGCUGCUGGUGCUGCCGCCCGUCUGCUACCUGCACCUGCAGCAGCAGCUGUCCCAGGCCGUGCUCCUCUACACAGCCGGCAUCGCGCUCUUCGCUGGUGUGAUGCUCUAUGGGAUGAGCUAUUUUUUCCGACGAAUUAUUGGAUUAAUCUACUUAAGUGAAAGUGGCAGAACCGUCAGAGUGGCCCACUUGACGUUCUGGGGGAGGCGCAAUGACAUUUACUGUCCCCUGGAGACGGUGAUGACUUUGGAUGAGGUUGGAGACGCCAGGGGGGAGCUGCUGCUCCAGUUCAAGCGGUAUAACAGCGCAGAGAUCUUGUAUUUUACAAUUAAAUACGGCCAGAUUGUGGACAGACAGAAGUUCAGGCAAAUAUUUGGAGAGCUGCAGUGAUGCAGCAGUGACGUUGCUUGUUGCAUUGUUCCUUGUGUGCAUUCUUGUGUGAUGUGUACGAUUCGUUUAUCAAACCGAUGUACUUUUGUUGUUUUCUCAUCUGUCGUUUUCCCACAUCUGCUGGUAUGUGUGCUCAGUGUAGAAGUGGUAACGAACGCUCCGCUGGGUAAGUGCUGUUGCAGCAGGGUUACGGGCUGAGCAGGAGCACAGGUUUGGGAUGCAGUCGGUGUGCCACGCAGGCAGCGAGGGGCUGCUGCCGCCUUGGAGGUUAUGGGGAAAUGUGAAAAACCUUUUGAAGUGAAUGCAGUGACUGUCAGAGCAUCCUCACUUCGCAUUCAUUGUUACUUCUAGCAAGGUUUAGGUUAGCCGGGAAACUUCUUGAAAUUAAACUGGUCUCACACAGUGGUAUGAUAAAUGAUGCUAGGUGUCAGAGCGAUACAAGCCCAUGUAUUAACGAGCAGGAAGUAAUAACAGCUAUCGUGCUGAAGAAGGCUGUCUGGCAAUCAUAAAAUCAGUGUUGAAGAAAUGACGCUUGGACCAGCUCUCCUGAGUACUCGGGGCUGGUGGCUGUGUGGGUGCAAACACGACGUGGCACUCGGAGCUGUGCCCUGCGGCACAACUGAUGGCCCCGGUGCAACGCCAGGGUAGAGACAGCCCUAUGGGAGCUUUUAACAGUAACUCAUUUCCCAUUGAAAUAAAGGAAGAACAUACCUGAAUUGUGAUGCUGUGAAUGGCAGGAGCCCUUUCUCAGUUCAGAUCUCAGUAAUCAUUAUCGUGUUGAAGUUUGGAACUGCUUGUCGUCCUCUGUUUAUGUUCAUGUUGGUGGGUUUUUUUUUUUUUAGGUUGUAUGUAUGAAUGACAUUUAAUCCCUGCUGUAACACUUGAGUUGAAAAACAGUAAAUAUUGCAAAAAAA